Galendromus occidentalis (western predatory mite) is the source of this 1990-nucleotide messenger RNA. RefSeq names its product cathepsin L. The transcript has 4 exons. Bases 1 to 1929 code for a protein of 642 amino acids. The record is from RefSeq and is a predicted model, not a curated record. Gene Ontology annotation, biological process: proteolysis. Gene Ontology annotation, molecular function: cysteine-type peptidase activity. NCBI's taxonomy places the organism in Eukaryota, Metazoa, Arthropoda, Arachnida, Mesostigmata, Phytoseiidae.
AUGAUUCUUCGUCUCGCCACCCUGGUUAUCGUCUUGAAGUUCACCUAUGCUGAUUGGGAGCUCUACAAACGCAUCCAUGGCAAAAGCUACGACGUUGAGGAAGAAUCGAUGAGACGUCGAAUCUUCGAGAAAAAUGUCGCCAUGAUCAAUGCUCACAAUCUCCUCCAUGAUCUCAAGCAGGUCUCGUACCGCAUGGGAUUGUCUCGUUUGACCGACGCGACACCGGCGGAAGUUCAGGCUCUGAAAUGUUUGAACUUCACUUUGCCCAACAAAACCUCGCGGAAGUCUACUCUGGGUACCCUUCAGAGACAAGAUCUCCCCGAAGCCGUCGACUGGACCCAGCAGGGUUACGUGACUCCCGUCAAGGAUCAAGGAAAAUGCGGAGCUUGCUGGACCUUUGCUGCCACCGGAGCGAUUGAGGGCCAACAUUUCAAGGCGACCGGGAACCUUGUUUCGCUCUCCGAGCAGAAUAUUCUCGACUGCGUUAAAACUGCGACGAGCAACGGCUGUUCGGGUGGUCUAUUCGUUGAGGCUUUCGACUACCUCAAGAACAGCGGAGGUAUCGACGCAGAAGAAUCGUACCCGUACGAAGCAUCGGGCGGAACUUGUCGCUUCCGACAAGACUCGGUCGCGGCCACUGUCUCCGGGUACCAAGCGAUUUCUGCCGGAAAUGAAGCCGAGCUCCAGGAAGCUGUUGCGACCAUCGGCCCCAUCUCAGUCGGCAUAGACAGCGGCCAUCCCGGUUUCCAACACUACACCGGCGGUAUUUAUUACGAGCCCGAGUGUACGGAACAUCUCAGCCAUGCGGUCUUGGUCGUCGGCUAUGGCACUGAAAACGGCGAAGAUUAUUGGCUCGUCAAGAACUCUUGGGGCGCUUCGUACGGAUUGCAGGGCUACAUCAAAAUGGCGAGAAACAGGAACAACAAUUGCGGUAUCGCCACCGGCGCCGCCUAUCCCAUCACAAUGCUUUGUGUCGCGGCUCUAGUUGUUCUUCUGAAAUUCAGUCAUGCCGACUGGGAUCUCUACAAACGCGUUCAGAACAAAAAUUAUGGCGUCGCUGAAGAUUCGAUGAGACGACGGAUCUUCGAGAAAAAUGUGGCUAUGAUCAAUGGCCACAAUCUUCUGCAUGAUCUCAAGCGGGUUUCGUACCGAAUGGGACUGUCCCGUUUCACCGACUCGACACCGGAGGAAAUGAGAGCCAUGAGAUGCUUGAACAUCAACGUCUCGAUGACGACCGGCGGCCCUCAUGAGGAAGUCUUCGAUGCGAUCGAGAGCAGCGAUCUCUCCGAGGCUAUCGAUUGGAGGCAGCAAGGUUACGUCACCCCUGUGAAGAAUCAAGGAAAUUGCGGAUCCUGCUGGGCUUUCUCCGCCACCGGAGCCGUCGAGGGUCAGCACUUCAAGGCGACUGGGAGACUUGAAUCGCUCUCAGAACAGAAUCUCGUGGACUGCGUGAAAGAAUCGAAGGGCUGCGAUGGAGGCUUCUUUGAACAGGCUUUCCAGUACAUCAAGGACAAUGGGGGGAUCAACACCGAAGAUUCAUAUCCGUACGAGGCGUUCGAUGGAUCUUGUCGAUUCCGAGAGGACUCGAUCGGAGCCACUGUUUCCGGGUAUCAGACGAUUCCGAAGGGAAGCGAAGCCGACUUACAGAAAGCUGUAUCGACGAUCGGACCGAUCUCUGUGGCCAUUGACGUUAGUAAUCCGAGCUUCCAAAACUACCGUGAAGGCGUGUACUACGAGCCGAGUUGCUCAAGCUCAAAUCUCGAUCACGCGGUAUUGGUGGUUGGCUAUGGCAGUGAUGGCGGAGAAGAUUAUUGGCUCGUGAAGAACUCCUGGGGUACCUCGUUCGGGGAACAAGGGUACGUGCGAAUGGCCAGGAACAAGGGGAAUAAUUGUGGCAUAGCCUCUGCCGCCGCCUAUCCCACCGCUUAGGAGCUGUCGAUAUUCUGGUCGAUUCUUGUUCCAUCUUCUGAAUACAUUUAUGAAUUAACUU